Molecule: messenger RNA, 1020 nt
Organism: Mugil cephalus (flathead mullet)
Lineage: Eukaryota; Metazoa; Chordata; Actinopteri; Mugiliformes; Mugilidae
Gene: psme1
Product: proteasome activator subunit 1
Exons: 12
Coding region: 99-851 (250 amino acids)
Biological process (GO): positive regulation of endopeptidase activity; regulation of G1/S transition of mitotic cell cycle; regulation of proteasomal protein catabolic process
Cellular component (GO): proteasome activator complex; cytoplasm; nucleoplasm
Molecular function (GO): endopeptidase activator activity
Source: RefSeq, a predicted model, not a curated record
AACAGUGUGUGUGCGAUAUUAAACUGGGAAAGUACGGAACUGUCUGAAGAAUACGCUGUACUUUCGUUUUCGCUUUUGUUGCUGAGUAAUUAGGCGUCAUGGCUUCUCUGGAUAUUCACCUCGGGUCGAAGAAACAGGUGGAUGACUUCUGCCAAAAUCUCACCAAGGAGGCAGAAGAGCUGCUUUCUAAAUUUUUCCCUCAGAAGAUUGAAGAGCUGCAGAUGCUGCUGAAGACAUCUUUCAGCUGCGAUGACCUGGAGUCCUUGAAGGCUCCGCUGGACAUCCCAAUACCGGACCCCGUUAAGGAGGAGGCCAAACGCAAGAAGAAGGAGGAGAAGGAGGCGAAGGAGGGGAAGAAAGACAAGGAGAGCGAUAAAGAGGAGGAAGAAUCAGGGCCUCCGUGUGGUCCCAUCUCCAGCAACGAGCGGGUGGAGAGUCUCCUGCAGCAGGUCAAACCCGAGAUCCAGACACUGAAGGAGAAGCUCAACACGGUGUCAAUGUGGGUGCAACUCCAAAUUCCUAGGAUUGAAGAUGGUAACAACUUCGGAGUGGCCGUACAGGAGAAAGUGUUUGAGCUGCUGACCAACACACGCACCAAGAUCGAAGGAUUCCAGACUCAGAUUUCAAAAUAUUACAGCGAGAGAGGUGACGCUGUGGCCAAAGCCUCCAAACAAACCCACGUGGGAGACUACAGACAGCUGGUUCAUGAGCUGGACCAGUAUCAGUACUGCGAGCUCCGCCUCGUGGUCUUGGACAUCCGCAACACAUAUGCGGUGCUGUUCGACAUCAUUAACAAGAACUACGACAAGAUUAAGAAGCCCAGAGGAGACGGGAAAGCUCUCAUCUACUGAGGCCGACCCCAGGUCCAGGCUCCCUCCUCUGCUUUUCAACAAGCGACAACUCGUGUAGUAUGACACUCUCAUCUAGUAACGAUACACCCGCCCCGACAAAGAUGGCUUCAUUUUCUUCUCGUGCAUGAAUUUUGGUUCAGAUUACAGAAAUAAAGCAACUCGAUUCCUA